GUACAUAGUGAUCCAUUUUACUAACCCAAAUUUGACUCAGACGAAUCGGCUGAUUACUUAUACGUAGAAAUAAACAAUAUUAACAAUAUACAUUAUAUUAAUAGACUUGACAAAAGUCCCGCGGCGUUGGACGAAAUCGGCGCGAUCAUGGUCGUCGGGGUAUUUCCAGCCCUUAAACUGGGCAUGCUGCUCAUCAAACAGAUCAGCAAACCACUGGCCCAAAUGUUUGUCAAUCAGGCAAAAAAUCAUCCGGUUUUCAGGACAUACUUCAUCAUACCGCCUGCUCAGUUUUACCACUGGGCGGAGGUCAAGGGAAAGAUGUAUCUUAUGAAUCUUGGCAAGCCAACCAAGGUAGCAAAGUUGAACGAAGCAAUGGCUAUUGAGCUGGGGGCCAAUCUGAUGGGGGAGGUAAUCAUUUUCAGCAUUGCCGGUGGUUGUAUCAUGUUGGAGUAUUCUCGGCAGGCAGCGAAAGAAGCAAAAAAAGAGGAAGUACGCUUGGCCCAGAUCCAGCAAUUUACCAAUGAUAUUGAAUCGUUGUACGGUACAACAUUGCGACAAGAGGUCGAAAUUCGUCGAUUGGAGAGCGUUGUGAAUCAGUUAGCGAGCCGUGCAAAAAUUACAUUACCCAGAGAUAUGGGACACGAAGUGAAAAGCUCUGACGGUACUGAACCCAAAGCAAUUCAGGAAAAGCAUUGCGCAACAGAUGAUGAGAGCAACAACAGAGCGGAUAGUCUAAGCAAGCGAAAUGUUGAACACGGUCAAUCGUUAGUUGAUCGUGCCAUCGUUUACUUUGAAAAUGAUGUGAGAAGAGACAAGCUCAGUUAAUUUCUAGUUUAUUUCCUAAUCUCUCAACAGAUUCUGAUUGAACUUUCCCCCCUGCAUUCUCGUUCCCACUCUUGUACAUAGUGUGUCAUAAAAAACCUUGGGGAA
Molecule: messenger RNA, 930 nt
Organism: Diprion similis
Lineage: Eukaryota; Metazoa; Arthropoda; Insecta; Hymenoptera; Diprionidae
Product: putative OPA3-like protein CG13603
Exons: 2
Coding region: 148-825 (225 amino acids)
Biological process (GO): regulation of lipid metabolic process
Cellular component (GO): mitochondrion
Source: RefSeq, a predicted model, not a curated record